CGACAAUAUCAGCUGUUUGUCAGCUGCGUGCCGGUAAAUAAAUUCCAAUUGUUGUCUAUAACAAUUGAAAUAAGCUGUAAAUAUUGUGUAAUCACAACUUAAAACAAAUAAUUUGUAUCGGAAUUUAAGCUAAUAAUUUGAAUAUUAAAAUAUGUGGCCCAUUAUUAUGGCAAUACUUCGUCGCAACGCGGUCUACAUAACUCUUCCAAUUGCUGGUGUCGUUGGUUUCAUCGGUUACAAUUUGGAAAACUUAUUAUCCGACAAAUACACACCAUACAGCAAAUCUAUACAAGAAAAUCGUGCUGAACGUUUAGCUGAAGAGGAAUUAGCUGACCCUACACGCGUGGAAAAGCUAAGAUUAAAUGCGAAUGUUCUUGAGAGAAAUCUAUCUCCAUCUUUACAACCAAAGUAAGCAGUUGGAUAUGGUAGAAAACAAAAUGCUAAAUUCACUAAAGAAAUUAAGCAUUUUUGUUACGUUCAAAAUGAUGCUUUUAUAUUAGAAAUCUCUAUUUACAUACGAGUAUAUGCACGCAGGUACAGAAGAAGAAGAAUGUUUAAGUGUGUGUUUGUUUUAUAUAGUAGU
Molecule: messenger RNA, 583 nt
Organism: Ceratitis capitata (Mediterranean fruit fly)
Lineage: Eukaryota; Metazoa; Arthropoda; Insecta; Diptera; Tephritidae
Product: small integral membrane protein 12-A
Exons: 2
Coding region: 152-412 (86 amino acids)
Source: RefSeq, a predicted model, not a curated record